Cynocephalus volans (Philippine flying lemur) is the source of this 2629-nucleotide messenger RNA. RefSeq names its product transmembrane protein 186 (gene TMEM186). The record is from RefSeq and is a predicted model, not a curated record. The transcript has 2 exons. Lineage: Eukaryota; Metazoa; Chordata; Mammalia; Dermoptera; Cynocephalidae. Gene Ontology annotation, cellular component: mitochondrion. Bases 38 to 679 code for a protein of 213 amino acids.
CAGGAGGAAUUCACUUCUGGCAGCGUGCUGUGGAGCCAUGGCUGCCCUCCUUCGAGCUGUGCUGAGGUUUCGGGGGCCAGCUGUGUGGGGAAGGCCUCUCCAAGGGCUGUGGUGCUGCAGUGGGCAGGAGGAUCCCAAGAGGUGGUUGGGUAGCAAGUCUCCCACUUUGAAGGAGAAACCAGCAGGUACAGAGACUGAGAAAUUCCAGAUGGUCUACCGUUUUAAUGCCAUCAGAUUCUUUGGGUACAUGUCUCGGCUGAAACUGGUACAAACCGCCCUGACAGUGGUGGCCCUGCCGCCGGGCUGCUACUGGUACUCUGAGGGCCUGGUAACUCUCAACUCUCUGUGCCUCGUGAGUGGGAUUGCUGGCUUUGCCCUGGCCAUGCUGUGCUGGAUGAGCUAUUUUUUCCAGAGGCUGGUGGGCAUCUUGUAUGUGAACGAGUCCCGCACCACGCUGCGGGUGGCUCACCUGACCUUCUGGGGCUGGCGGCAGGACACAUACUGUCCCGUGGCAGAUGUGAUGCCUCUGACAGAAACCAAGGACCGGCCCCAGGAGCUGUUGGUGCGUAUCCAGCAGUACAACGGGAAACAGACCUUCUACCUCACCCUGCGCUAUGGACGCAUCUUGGACAGAGAGCGUUUCACACAGGUGUUUGGGGUGUUGGACACGCCCAAGUGAACAACUGGGAGCUGGGCUUCCAGGAAGCCCUGGGCUACCUAGAUCUCUGACAGGAAGGCUGAGGGUGUGGGCAAGGCUGAAGACGGGAAUCAGGCACCUGGACACUUUGCCAGGGCCCUUGGGAACUUGUCUUUUGGAAUGAAGAAAUUCAUGAGGCAGAAGCUAAUAACCAGACUUAGAAAAAAGGCUUUUGUUGCAAAUUCUUAUAGCACUUGUGUUGGACAUUCAGUCAUAUAAUGGCCAGAAGUUUCUGUUAAGAGCCAGUUGUUGGAGGAAGCUAUGCCAAGUUUACCCAGAUAGUCUGCUGCUAUGAAAUUGGAAGAUGGAGAGAGGUGGCGGGGGAGCACAGGCUUUGGGGUCAGAUGACUUGGGUUCUGUCAGCUCUCUACUCCCUCUCCUGAACAUUGGUUUCAACAUCUGUAAAGUGGAGUCCUGCCUGUCUCAUGGGAUGAGUGAGAAUAAACAAUAAAUGUCUAGUUCUUUGCAAACCAACAGCCCAGAGCAAAUAUUAAGCACUUGGGCAGAGGUUAUGGCAUGGUGGAAGGCUUCCAGGCAGCCAGUAGGCAUUUCCAGAGCCCUGUGCUGUGGCCCUUCAUGUACCCAGCAACACAGGGGACUGGGAUGAAUCCUAGAGUGGGGUCAUUUCAUCCCACCAGGAUGGUAACUACACACUGAGUGGGGCAGGGAUGUCAUCAAGUUAGCACAACUGCCCAGCCGAGAUUCUGUUCAGCACCCGGAGAUGUAGUGGCUCUCACAUGGGAAAGCUUUGCAGUGUAAUAAAGCCAGAUGGACUGAAUGCUCAUGCAUUAUUUUAUUAACUGAGGCCAGUUAUAUGCAUUGCCCCCCAUAAUCAAUAAUGUUUAUUAUACGAUUCGUAACAGUAAAGAGGAAGGAAGUCAUGAUCUUUAUAAUUUUGCUACUCAGAAGUCACUGAAUGUUUUGUUGUGUAGGCUUCCAGUCUUUGUUUUAUUGUUGUAAAAUAUACAAAACAAUUUAUCCUUUUAACCAUUUUUAAGUGUAUAAUUUAGGGACAUUAAGUACAUUUACAGUGUUGUAUAACCAUUUCCAGAACUUUUUUAUCGCCCCAAAUAGAACCUUUGUGCCCAUUAAACAAUAAACGCCACCACACCCACCCCCAAUCCUUGGUAAUCACUAAUCUGCUCUCUAACUCUCUGAAUUUGACUAUUCUGGAUAUUUCAUAUAAAUAGAAUCAUACAAUAUGUGCCCCUCCUUUUUUUAAUUGUCGAAUCAUGUUUAAUGAAAUGGAUUAUUUUAGAAGCUUUUGGCAUAGUAUUCCUGAAGAAAUGCUUCCCAAAUCUUUUUUAGUUUGAUUUUUAUUAUUUAUUAUUAGCAUAUUCAUUAUUACAAAUCGUGAUUUUUCUUUAUGCCCUUUACCUGACCUAUCACUCCCCAAACCCCCUCCCUCCUUCCAGAUAUGUACCCUUUUGUGUCUGGCUUCUUUCACUUGGUGUAGUGUUUUCAAGGUGCAUCCAUGUUCUGAUGUGUCAAAACGUUUAUUAUUUUGUCAGAACUUAAUUCCUUUUUUUAUGGCUGAAUAUGUAUAUAUCAUAUUUUAUCCAUUCAUCAGUUGAUGGACAUUUGGAUUGUUUCUACCUUUUGGCUGUUGUGAAUAAUGCUGCUAUGAACAUUGGUGCACAGGUGCCUUAGACCCUGCUUUCAAUUCUUUUGGGUACGUACUGAGAAGUGGAAUUACUGAAUCCUAUGGUAAUUGUGUGGGGACUUGCCAAACUUCACGGCGGCUGCAACGUUGACAUUCCCACCAGCCAUGUACAAGGGUUCAGGUUUUUCUCCAUCCUUGCCAACACUGGUUGUUUCAUUUUUUUAAUAAUAUCCAUUCUAACAGGUGGUAUCUCCCUGUGCUUCCACAUUUUUAAAAAACAUAGAUGUUAUGUUGCACCUAAAAUUGUUUUUUUGCUUCAUGUUAUAACA